CUGAAUGCAUAUGAAUUACAGGUUGGUUCCUGCACUACAGGUGGACCUGUGGCAGCCCAGCAGCCCCUUCCACAUCGUUGAAGGUAUGGUCACCGACGUGCGAGUACCCCAGAACACAUCCCGAAGCCUGCUGCCCUACCUCCAGCAAGCAAACAUCCAGUACACGAUUCUCAUAUCAGACCUACAGAAAGCAAUAGAAAACCAAACUGGGCUGAGGUCAUAUAGGAAUCGAAGGUCCCUCUUUGGGUAUAACUAUGAAGUGUAUCACUCCCUGGAAGAAAUCCAGGGUUGGAUGCAUCAUCUGAAUAAAACUCAUUCAGAUCUUGUUCACAUGUUCUCUGUUGGAACAUCCUAUGAAGGGAGACCACUGUUUGUACUCAAGUUAGGUAAAAGAUCACGGCCCUACAAGAAAGCUGUCUGGAUAGACUGUGGGAUACAUGCAAGAGAGUGGAUUGGCCCUGCCUUUUGCCAGUGGUUUGUGAAAGAAGCUCUUCAGACAUACCAGACUGAUCCUGCCAUGAGAAAGAUGCUAACUCAGCUGUAUUUCUAUAUCAUGCCUGUAUUUAAUGUGGAUGGAUAUCAUUUUAGCUGGACAAAUGAUCGAUUUUGGAGAAAAACAAGAUCAAAGAACACAAGGUUUCCCUGUCAUGGUGUUGAUGCUAAUCGCAACUGGAAGGUGAAAUGGUGUGAUGAAGGUGCUUCAUUUCACCCCUGCGAUGACACCUACUGUGGUCCCUUUCCUGAGUCUGAGCCUGAAGUAAAGGCUGUUGCUCAUUUUCUCCGCAAACAUCGGAAACAAAUAAAAGCCUAUUUGUCCUUCCAUGCAUAUGCACAGAUGCUGCUGUACCCUUACUCUUACAAAUAUGCAACUAUUCCAAACUUCAGCUGUGUGGAAUCAGCAGCCUAUAAUGCUGUUAACGCUCUUCAGUCAGCCUAUGGUAUAAGAUACAGAUACGGUCCUGCAUCUAGCACUUUGUAUGUGAGUUCUGGUAGCUCUAUGGACUGGGCCUACAAAAAUGGCAUCCCCUACGCAUUUGCGUUUGAGCUGCGUGACACCGGCCAUUUUGGAUUUUUACUUCCCGAGACGCUGAUCAAACCAACCUGCACAGAGACCAUGCUUGCAGUUAAAAAUAUAACUCUUCAUCUGCUGAAGAAAUGUCAUUGAGAGCUAUUUCUAGGAGCUGGAAGUGAGCGCUUUACUCCCAGUGCUGAUGCCUUUCAGUGUAUUCAGUUGCCAUUCUAAGCUUGGCCACUUCAAAAUUAUAGAAGCUAAUGGGAAAUAUGGUAUUGUUUCUGCCAGACUUACGUGGUGGGAAAUGGAAAACAUAAUUUAAUAUCUGCUCUACAGAAGUCCAUAAAGCUGAUAUACUGACUUAGUUACCAGUUUGGUGUAAAAUAGUCUGUUCUUUUUGCAAUAAAGCUUUGAUACUGCAACUUCAGUGGGGCAAGUCCAGGUCCACAUACAGGUGCCUGAAAUAAAAUUCAACUUCCAGACAGUCCCUGGCCUUACUCCUUUCCCUAACAGUAAGGCUUCCCUUAGUGGGGUCUUUCGAACCAAGGGAUAAAGUUUACAUUCAUGUAU
Molecule: messenger RNA, 1582 nt
Organism: Harpia harpyja (harpy eagle)
Lineage: Eukaryota; Metazoa; Chordata; Aves; Accipitriformes; Accipitridae
Gene: CPA6
Product: carboxypeptidase A6
Exons: 9
Coding region: 5-1165 (386 amino acids)
Biological process (GO): proteolysis
Molecular function (GO): metallocarboxypeptidase activity; zinc ion binding
Source: RefSeq, a predicted model, not a curated record